Auanema sp. JU1783 is the source of this 447-nucleotide messenger RNA. The record is from the annotation of a GenBank genome assembly. Lineage: Eukaryota; Metazoa; Nematoda; Chromadorea; Rhabditida; Rhabditidae.
AUGCAGUAUUAUUCUAAUUCUUCCUCAUAUUCAUCUCAAAGUGAAGACGAGUCUCAUCCUGAGGCAUCUCCUACCCAACUACUUUCUAUUGCUAUCAAAAAACGCCGUGCUCUCUUCGGCAGAAAGGAUAGGAACUAUCAUCAAGAACUGCUGCAAACUGGAUUUAUUCAAUCACUCUGUAAGCAUUUGGGCGAACGUAGGGCUCGCCGUAAAAAACGCGGUUGUAGUUCCUCCAAACUUGUUUUUGAUAACGAAAAUUCGGGUUGUACUGAAUCACAAAAGGUUCCUGAAACUCUUGUUGAACCAGUCCUUCAGACUCCUGAACCUCCAAUCAAACGUAAGCUGCUGAGCUCCGACAAUGAUCCAUUUGGUUUGGACCGCUUCUUUUCUGAUUUGCUUGAGAAAAAGCCUGAACAGAACGAAAGAAGAGAAGUGUCUAUGGGUUAG